UCACGAGCGACCAAUAGCGGAAAAGCGUGAGUGACUACAGAGCUGUUGCAGCAAAAGCCACCAACAUGUUUGUGUAGCAUACUAUUUAAGUCUGUACAUUAGGUGUUCAAUAAUCUUACCAGUUUUAUUUACUAAAAACUGACAUGAAGACACUACUUGUAGGAGUUGGCGGGAUGACCAAUGGAGGCAAAUCUACUCUUUCUAAGAAUCUACACCAGCAAAUACCCAACAGUUGUCUCAUUGCACAGGAUUCCUAUUUUAAGGAUGAUUCUGUGGUACCAGUGGACAGCAAUGGGUUUAAGCAGUAUGACAUGCUGGAUGCUCUCCACAUGGACACGAUGAUGUGCGAUGUCAACUCGUGGCGAAGAGAUCCUUUGUCGUUCAUGAGGCGGCGAGGCCUGUACCCAGAACUCACAACAUCAUCAGCUGAUGAGAUAGUGUAUGUGCUGAUUGUGGAGGGUUUCCUCAUUUUUAACCACAGGCCUCUUAAUGAGCUAUUUUACAAAAGAUACUUCAUGGAAAUACCGUAUGAUGUCUGCAAGACGAGACGAAGUUUGCGGGUGUACGCGCCUCCUGAUCCUCCUGAAUACUUUGACGGACACGUGUGGCAAAUGUACCUGAAAAACCGACAGGAGAUGGAGAGCAUGGUGUCUGGAAUUGUGUUUCUGGAUGGAAUGAAGCCAAAGGAAGAGCUGCUGGCUGCUGUGUGUAAAGAAGUGUGUCAGGAAAUAGAAAAGCUCAGGGAGUAAAACUUUUAGUUGUUUCCUCUUUUGAAGAUGGAGACUACUGCUCCCAUGCCAGGAAUGUCAGGAAAGGUGUCUUGUUGGACUCGUGUGUAACUGAAAGGACUACACCGAGUGUUAAUGUCUCUGUAAUACCUACAAAUAGCUACGAUUAAAUUAAUAACUGUAUAAAAAUUGACUGAUACUGUAUCAUCUGAAAUUGAUCAGCUGGGGACUGGACAGAGACUCAAAGGAGAGAUUCACAGUGAAUCUGAUGCCUUUACAGUAAUUGAAAGGUAGGAUGUAC
Messenger RNA from Etheostoma cragini (Arkansas darter), 1029 nucleotides. Its product is annotated as nicotinamide riboside kinase 1-like. The transcript is spliced from 8 exons. Lineage: Eukaryota; Metazoa; Chordata; Actinopteri; Perciformes; Percidae. The record is from RefSeq and is a predicted model, not a curated record. The coding region runs from base 144 to 749 and encodes 201 amino acids. Gene Ontology annotation, cellular component: cytoplasm.